Messenger RNA from Rotaria sp. Silwood2, 840 nucleotides. NCBI's taxonomy places the organism in Eukaryota, Metazoa, Rotifera, Eurotatoria, Philodinida, Philodinidae. The record is from the annotation of a GenBank genome assembly.
AUGAAAAUUAACGAAAUUUUUCCAAAGAUAGAUUGGCAAAAAUCUAUUCAAGGACGUGAACAAAUGAAUAACAAAUUAGUAUUGAAUAACUUGGAAUUAGAGCAUUCUGAGAUCUAUCAACAUUUAUGUCUAGAAUUAAAGGCUUAUCUGAAUAGUCAGAACUCAAACGAAACAUCUCACCGUUCUACCACUGUAAAUAAUCGUGAUGACUGUGCUAAUGUUAAUGAUGUAGAUUAUAUACCUUGCAUUAAAGAAUUCACAACAAAGUUUAGUUAUACUAUUGGAAUAGCUUUGACUCGUGUGGAAAUCUGGGUCAAACUUUACUUAAAACAAUGGAUCAAUCGACCGUCAGCAUCCGAAAGUGAAGAAAAUCGUUUCGAAAUUUUGCUGCGAUUGUAUGAAGAAUAUCAGAAAGAAGCUUUAAAUUAUUAUUGGUCAGAAAAUGGUCCCACAGAUCCUAUGGGUUAUAGCCGCUUUAUUCUAACUUCAUUAGCAAUUAUUCGUAUUAUGCAUGAAAAUUUAUGUAAUAAUCCAAGUUUUGAACAACUAGAAUUACAUUCGAUUGAUAUUCCAAAUCUCAUGAAGCUCUUUGAAAUUUUGGCCUUGCCAGAUCGUGACGAUAUGAUAAGCGCUCGUAAUCUCUACGAUUAUUUUAAUCGAUUUAGUUCUAAACCAUACCCAGAUCUGUUAACAAACAUUAAGUCUGCAAAUGUAUUUGGUGUACGUUAUGCUGGACAAUCAGCGUCAAUGAAAAAUAGUAUAGAGAAAAUUAGAGUUCAGAUUGAAAAAGACAAAGAAAAGACGAUAAAAAAAUGGAAGAAAAGAAGACAAAAUAUAUGA